Molecule: messenger RNA, 186 nt
Organism: Phycomyces blakesleeanus NRRL 1555(-)
Lineage: Eukaryota; Fungi; Mucoromycota; Mucoromycetes; Mucorales; Phycomycetaceae
Exons: 2
Coding region: 1-186 (61 amino acids)
Biological process (GO): mitochondrial electron transport, cytochrome c to oxygen
Source: RefSeq, a predicted model, not a curated record
AUGUUUAUCAACCGUCCCAACCACGUCCUUGCCAACCAACGUCAUUUCCAGGCCCCUUCACAUACUCCUCUUUGGCUCAAGGGUCCCAGAGAUAAGUUCAUCGUCUCCAUUGUCUUUGCUGGUCUUGGUAUCGGACUCUCUGGUGCACUUUACGGCUCCUUCAAGAUGGCCAAGGGCGAAAAAUAA